Molecule: messenger RNA, 3915 nt
Organism: Phymastichus coffea
Lineage: Eukaryota; Metazoa; Arthropoda; Insecta; Hymenoptera; Eulophidae
Product: protein unzipped
Exons: 5
Coding region: 238-1656 (472 amino acids)
Source: RefSeq, a predicted model, not a curated record
GCGACAAGACGGACGCGCGCGUAACAGUUCUCUCCUCGCUCGCUGUGCGUUCGUCCCAGUGUUGCAGUCGCAGCGCCUGUCUCCCAGCUCUACCCCCUGCGCGAGCGCGGGAAACCUGCCAGCCGGGCAACGAAUCACGAAGAUUCGUUUGUGUCUGCUCUGUGCGUUCAAUCCCAGUGAUACUACAGUUGUGGGUGGCGCGCUGUCCCUCGACUGCGAGGAGGGACGCGAGAAGCGAUGAUGUGGUUAGCGCUGAGCGCGCUGCUGCUGGCGCAGCAUUGCGUCAACGCCGACACCAGCGUGCACAUCCUGUCCAAGAAUUACAACCAGCUCAUCACCUCGAGCACGCUCAAUUGGAUAUCCGAGUCGCAUUACAGCGCCUCUAAGGAGUUGGUCAUCGGGGGUUUCGAGACUGUUCCCAAAGAAGACGGAGGCACCGACACGAUAUCGCGUUCGAUCUUCGUAUGCCGCGCCCUGCAUAAUGGUGUCUGGGUUGCCGGCGCCAGGCGAGACGGCGAAAACAAUUGCACCGUCAGUUUGACUGGCAGCGUACGCACGUACGAGCGUUAUCAGUUGUUGGAAAACGUGGAGAACGCAGGACGCAUCAGCUGGAAGAACUGGACGAAAUAUUACACACCGGUGCCGGGGACCGUAGCGAGCUCGGACAGGCUGUACGUAGCCCGAGUGACAUUGGAGGACGAAGCGAUGGGCAAGCCAGUCCACUACAUCGGCACGCUCAACGCGCAGGACUCGCUCGGCAUCAUCACUUACGUCAAGGAGAACGGCGAGGAAAGCUCCUCGGAAAAGGGCCAACUGCUGGUCGAGACGGAGCCGAUCUCUUACGAGCUCGGUUCGGUCAAGCUGAAUAACGCAAGGAGCAAGGCCACCAAGAGGGUGCCGCGGACUUUGGGAGUGGCGACGAUCAGCAAUGCAGGCUCGGCGCCGGGCACGAUGGCCGAAGCCUUCUCCUACGAAUACGUCUACCGGCUUUCUUGGGGACAGGGCCACGCCAUGCUUCGCGGUCUCGAGACCAAAAUCACUCUGGUCAACAAGACCAAGCUGCCCGACAUUUUGUGGGGCAUCGAGUUCAAAGAGAAUCGCACCGCAGUUCACACCGUGGAAGUGCAUCUGGAGCCAGGAACAGCGGUCAACGUCACGCUUCACGGCACCUACGCAACCGUGGAGACGCCGUACAGCGGCAAACUGUCGUCGCACUACGACGACAAUUCGUCGAUCAAUACGCGCCAAAUAAUCGACGAGCGCCAAGAGGAUCUGGUAAUCGACGUCACUUCGGAAAUUGGUCCAGUCUACUUCCUCGGCAAUUUCAGUCUGGUUCCGACGCCGGCGCCCACGCCGUUGGCCGAACCAGCGACUACGACCACUGCUACGAGCACGACGAGCAGGCCAGAGACGACGCCGAGCUUGACUACUGUGCCAACGACCACGCGCCAGCAGCAUUACAAUCUCGACGACAGCCAAACGGAGCAGCAGUACAGCAAGGAGAACGUCGGCGUCGAUGAGAACUCGAUCGUCGAGAGGCCGCAAGGCGACGACGGCGGUCCGCAAUCGCUCAAGGACAAAAACCAUGACAACUCGGCCGCCAAUCUGUCCUCCGCUCUCGUUACGAUCGUCGCGGCUGUUCUCCUGACGACGUGAAGCGACCAAAGAUAUGCUCUGUCAGCCUAUCCCCCCCCCCCCCCCUUUAUCGCAAACACCACCACACCCUUCAUCGACUAUUCCUCGUUGCAUUUGUCUCUUUAUGUCUGACGGAUUAUUAUAGCAACGAGAACACCUCUAGAAAUGAAAAUAGUUAGAAAUUGUAUUUUCCUUUAUUUUUGUCGUGUCGCGAAUGGAGAGAGCUUUAUUGCCUUGUUGCGUAAACGACGAGAGCUAGUCUCAAUAUGAACCCACACAAAGUAUAUAGAAAAAUCGAGUACAAGCAAUCGAGAGAGAGAGAGAGAGUGAGAGAGAGAAAGGAGAAAGAAAAAGAAUAAUUAAAAUACAGUGCAUUACAUUCCGUCUUUUAACAAUAUACCUAAAAGGAAAAUUUUUUAGAUUAGAGAGAGAACCGAAAUACUUUCAGAUCGUAUAUGCCUUCUUCGAUAUAAAUGUGAAAAAGUUCGUUCCGACUGUGACAUUACCUUCUUUCAUUCGCCCUCCUUUUUUCUUUAUGUUUUAUUAUUGAGAAUGUUGGCGUACUUUGUAUUACCUAUGUAUUUUAUUGAUUGACCGAACUAUUAUUAUUAAUAGAGGCUAUUUUAAGUAUAUAAGCGUUAAUUUUAACAAACGAAAAGAUGAUAUAUGUUUUAUUUGUUUGUUAAUCGAGGUAAUUCGGAGCGCAACAAGCUUUUUCACGGGUUGCGCGACAAAAUCUUGAAUAAUAAUAAUGAUAGCAGAAAAAGAUUAAGACCCUUAUUCCUCACAAAUCCAAUGACAAAAAAUCGUUAUAUAUAACGUAUAGAUAAAUAUAAAUAUAAUAUAUACAAACAAAUUACAUAUAUUAUAUGUAACGCGGUGUCAAGAGCCGCAAAAGCACAAGAGCUACUUUUAUUUUAGAUACGGACCACCUUCGAAGGUGUGCAAGAGCGAGCGAGAGAGAGAGAGAGAGAGAGAGAGAGAGAUAUGAUCAAGUGUGCGGCAAUUAAUGUGGACGAUAAGACAAACAUAAAAUAAUAAGAAAAAAAAAUAAUUACGAAGAGAUACGAUAUUAUGGCGUAUCGGCGAUCGUUAUAUUUUUGAGAAUGCAGCGUAAUUUUAGACGUUUGUAAGGUUUGUAAGCGUAGCAACGUAAGUAUUUAUAGGCAAGUUUUAUGCGAGGGCUUAUUCAAUUCCUAGUAUGUGCCGAUGUCAAUCUCAAUAAACAAAUGAUGCAGUGUUUGCGACACUUGCGUUCGCGAUGGGCAUUCGAUUAUUGUUGAUAAGCUGCUUUUUCAAAAUGGAAGCGAAUAUCUUGUCGACGAUUUCGUGAUGCUCCUUGGCGAACGGAAUUUAGAGUCAGGCUCGAGUCUUGAGACGAAAAAGGAGAAACGUUCAUUGCUUUUUUUUGGUAAAAAGCGUUUGUUGUUAAAUUUAGCUGUAGGCGCAAUGUUUCGUUAACGUAGUUUUUAACGAUUUGUUUGGACAAAAUAAUAAUAGUGGCAUCGACGUUGUAAAUACUUUAGAAAACUAUUCCAUAAGUAUAUUAUUAGAGAAAAAAAUUGUUGACAAAUUAUUGUUUUACUUUCUCAAACUCUUUUUUUAUUCGUUGACAUUCAUUACUUGUUCAACUUUUUACUUGAAAAACAUCACUUCCAAAUAGAUUGAUUAAUUGGUUAAUUUCUAUAAGAUAAAUCAAAUAGUAACAAAUGUUCAUUCGAAAACAGCCAACAAAAGUCCUAAUUAAUAAAUUAUUAUACACAUAUUCUACGUUUGAGAAAGCAAAGAUAAAAACAUUCCAAUAAGAUUACUAAUUUUUAUGCUUACAAUAGCAGGCAGCAAUAAUGAAGGGAUAGAUAAUGCAGAUUAAAACGAUUUUGGUGCGACUCACAUUUUACAGCGCAGACACCCAAGACGAGAAUAAUGAAGCCAAAUUCGUUUUGCCAAGAGAUAUAAACGCGAGAAUGCUACCUCGAUGUAAGAUUAAACUGUCUAUUUACAGAAAAACUCGUAUUAUAAUGCUUGGUAAAUGAAAAAUGGAAAAAAAUGAAAAAAUACAAAUGCAUUUAUGACUUGAAAUAUACGCCAAAUAUCUCUGUAACAAGCUUAUUUAAACGCGUGUACGUAACAUACGAAGAGAAAAAAUAAAUGUUAUAAUAUAUUGAUCUAUCACUUUUAUCGCUAUCAUUUCUCUCAGCUUAUUGCUUACACGUUAAAAAUUAUUUAACGGUUAAUCGAUUAUUUAAGCAAUUUAAAUCUGUAUAUUAUUAUGUAAAUAUA